AUGGACAAACUCAGAAUGGUGCUACUUGAAGAUUCUGGAUCUGCUGACUUUAGAAGGUAUUUUGUCCACUUGAGUCCCUCUACUGUUGCUGUGGUCUCACUUCUCAGUGCCUGUUUGAUCACCAGUUCUUUCGGAGGAACAGACAAGGAGCUAAGGCUAGCAGCUGGUGAAAGCAAGUGUAGUGGGAGAGUUGAAGUGAAAGUCCGAGAGGAGUGGGGAACAGUGUGUAAUAACGGCUGGAGCACGGAGGAGGUCUCUGUGAUUUGCAGGCAACUGGGAUGUCCAACUGCUAUCCAAGCCACUGAAUGGGUUAACUCCAGUGCAGGUUCUGGGCGCAUUUGGAUGGAUCAUGUUUCUUGUCGAGGGAAUGAAUCAGCCCUUUGGGACUGUAAACAUGAUGGAUGGGGAAAACAUAACUGUACUCACCAACAGGACGCUGGAGUGACCUGCUCAAAUGGGUCCAGUUUGGAGAUGAGGCUGAAGAAUGGAAGAAACCGGUGUUCAGGAAGAAUAGAGAUCAAAUUUCAGGGACAGUGGGGAACAGUGUGUGACGACAACUUUAACAUAGAUCAUGCUUCUGUGGUCUGUAGACAACUUGGAUGUGGAAGUGCUAUUGGUUUCUCUGGUUCAGCUACUUUUGGAGAAGGUUCUGGACCGAUCUGGUUUGAUGACCUUGCAUGCAAUGGGAAUGAGUCAGCUCUCUGGAACUGCAAACACGAAGGAUGGGGAAAGCACAACUGUGACCAUGCUGAGGACGCUGGCGUGAUUUGCUUAGAUGGAGCAGAUCUGAACCUGAGACUGGUAGAUGGAGUCACUGCAUGUUCAGGAAGAUUAGAAGUGAAAUUCCAAGGAGAAUGGGGGACAGUGUGUGAUGAUGGCUGGGACAGUCAGGAUGCCGCUGUGGCGUGUCAGCAACUGGGAUGUCCAACUGCCGUCACUGCCAUCGGUCGAGUUAAUGCCAGUGAGGGAUCUGGACACAUUUGGCUUGACAGUGUUUCCUGCCAGGGGCAUGAAUCUGCUCUCUGGCAGUGUCAACACCGCGAAUGGGGCAAGCAUUAUUGCAGUCACAAUGAAGACGCGGGUGUGACAUGUUCUGAUGGUUCAGAUCUGGAGCUGAGACUUGUAGGUGGAGGCAGCCGCUGUGCUGGGACAGUGGAGGUGGAAAUUCAGAAACUGUUAGGGAAGGUGUGUGACAGAGGCUGGGGACUGAAAGAAUCUGAUAUAGUUUGCAAGCAGCUGGGGUGUGGAUCUGCACUCAAAACAUCCUAUCAAGUGUAUUCCAAAAUUAAGGCUACAGACAUAUGGCUGUUUGUAAGCAGCUGUAAUGGAAAUGAAACUUCUCUUUGGGACUGCAAAAAUUGGCAGUGGGGUGGACUUCCCUGUGAAAACUAUGAAGAAGUCAAAAUUACCUGCUCAGCCCACAGGGAACCCAGACUGGUUGGAGGGGACAUUCCCUGCUCGGGUCGUGUGGAAGUGAAACAUGGUGAUACGUGGGGCUCCGUCUGCGAUUCGGACCUCUCCCUGGAAGCUGCCAGUGUGCUAUGCAGGGAAUUACAAUGUGGCACAGUCGUCUCCAUCCUGGGAGGAGCUCACUUUGGAGAAGGAAAUGGACAGAUUUGGGCUGAAGAAUUCCAGUGUGAGGGGCACGAGUCCCACCUUUCACUCUGCCCAGUAGCGCCCCGCCCAGAUAGGACUUGCAGCCACAAAAGGGAUGUUGGAGUAGUUUGCUCAAGAUACACAGAAAUCCGCUUGGUGGAUGGCAAGUCCCCAUGUGAGGGGAGAGUGGAGCUCAAGGUGCUUGGGGCCUGGGGGUCUCUCUGCAACUCUCACUGGGAUAUAGAAGAUGCCCAAGUUUUUUGCCAGCAGCUUAAAUGUGGAGUUGCCCUUUCUACGCCAGGAGGAGCACAUUUUGGGAAAGGAAAUGGUCGGGUCUGGAGGCACAUGUUUCACUGCACUGGGACUGAGCAGCACAUGGGAGAUUGUCCCGUAACUGCUCUGGGUGCAGCACCAUGUUCUUCAGGUCAACUGGCCUCCGUAAUCUGCUCAGGAAACCAGACCCAGACGCUACCUCUGUGCAAUACAUCAUCUGUAGACCCAACAAGCUCUGCCAUUCCAGAAGAAAGUGCUGUUGCCUGCGUAGGGAAUGGUCAACUUCGCCUGGUAAAUGGAGGAGAUCGCUGUGCUGGGAGAGUGGAGAUUUAUCAUGAGGGCUCCUGGGGCACCAUCUGUGAUGACAGCUGGGACCUGAGUGAUGCCCAUGUGGUGUGCAGACAGCUGGGCUGUGGACUGGCCAUUAAUGCCACUGGUUCUGCUCAUUUCGGGGAAGGAACAGGACCCAUCUGGCUGGACGAGAUAAACUGCAGUGGAAGAGAAUCUCAUAUUUGGCAGUGUCACUCACAUGGCUGGGGGCGGCACAACUGCAGGCACAAGGAGGAUGCAGGAGCCAUCUGUUCAGAGUUCAUGUCCCUGAGACUGGCCAGUGACACCAGCAGAGAGACCUGUGCAGGGCGACUGGAAGUUUUUUACAAUGGAGCGUGGGGCAGCGUUGGCAGGAGUAACAUGUCUGCGACCACCGUGGGGGUGGUAUGCAGGCAGCUGGACUGUGCAGACACAGGGAAUAUCAACCCUGCAUCUGUAGACAAGGCAACGUCCAUGCACAUGUGGGUGGACAAUGUGCAGUGUCCAAAAGGACCUGACACGUUAUGGCAGUGCUCAUCAUCUCCGUGGAAGCAGAGACCGGCCAGCCCCUCAGAGGAGACCUGGAUCACAUGUGCCAAUAAGAUAAGACUUCGAGAAGGAAACACUAGUUGUUCUGGACGAGUGGAGGUCUGGUACAGAGGCUCCUGGGGAACGGUGUGCGACGAUUCCUGGGACCUGGAUGAUGCUCAGGUGGUGUGUCGACAGCUGGGCUGUGGCUCAGCUCUGGAAGCACUAAAAGAAGCGACAUUUGGUCAAGGGACUGGACCCAUAUGGCUCAACGAAGUGAAGUGCAGAGGGAAUGAAUCCUCCUUGUGGGACUGUCCUGCCAAACGCUGGGGGCACAGUGACUGUGGGCACAAGGAAGACGCUGCUGUGAAGUGCUCAGAUAUUCCAAAGACCGAAAGAUCACCAAAUGCCACAGGUCAUAUUGCCAUCGGGAUCCUUGGGGUCCUUCUGCUGGCAGUUCUCAUCGCAUUGCUCUUGUGGACUCAGAAAAGAAGACAGAGACAGCGGCUUACAGUUUCCUCAAGAGGAGAAAAUUGCGUCCACCAAGUUCAAUACCGGGAGAUGAAUUCUUGUCUGAAUGCACAUGAUCUGGACCCAGGGAAUUCCUCAGAAAACGCCUAUGAGUCAGAUGGUUUUAAUGCCGCUGAACUAAUUUCUGUGUCUAAAUCUCCUUCUACUUCUAGAAUGAAAAAGGCGGCCAUUCUGAGGAACACUGAAAAGGAAAAUGGGAAUUUAUAA
Cynocephalus volans (Philippine flying lemur) is the source of this 3444-nucleotide messenger RNA. RefSeq names its product CD163 molecule (gene CD163). The transcript is spliced from 16 exons. Gene Ontology annotation, molecular function: serine-type endopeptidase activity. Gene Ontology annotation, biological process: zymogen activation. The record is from RefSeq and is a predicted model, not a curated record. Lineage: Eukaryota; Metazoa; Chordata; Mammalia; Dermoptera; Cynocephalidae. The coding region runs from base 1 to 3444 and encodes 1147 amino acids. Gene Ontology annotation, cellular component: plasma membrane.